This is a messenger RNA of Cladophialophora immunda, 1641 nucleotides long. RefSeq lists its product as uncharacterized. The record is from RefSeq and is a predicted model, not a curated record. Bases 1 to 1641 code for a protein of 546 amino acids. NCBI's taxonomy places the organism in Eukaryota, Fungi, Ascomycota, Eurotiomycetes, Chaetothyriales, Herpotrichiellaceae. The transcript has 3 exons. Gene Ontology annotation, molecular function: oxidoreductase activity, acting on paired donors, with incorporation or reduction of molecular oxygen; monooxygenase activity; iron ion binding.
AUGCCUUCUCGUGAUGCCCAUCUGCAGUUUGAGAAGUGGGCCAGAGGAUAUGGACCGAUCUAUAGCCUCAUCUUGGGAGCGAAGACCUUGAUCGUCCUGUCCAGCGAUGAAGCCAUAAAAGAGCUCCUGGAUCGACGAAGCAACAUUUACUCUCACCGACAAGAGAUAAAACGUGACAUGACUUACGAGGCUGACCGCUCUCAGGGAUAUGGUCCGACAUGGCGCACAUACCGCAAGAUGAUCCACGGCCUGCUUAAUGUGUCGGCGGCAAAGUCAUACGUACCGUACCAAAUGCUCGAAAAUCGACAAAUGCUACACCAGCUGCUUGCCGAUCCCGAGCAUUUCCUCCAGCACAUCCGUCGCUACUCGAAUGCACUAACGACAACCAUGAUCUAUGGCUGGCGGACACCAACUUAUGAGGACGACAAGAUGAAACAACUCUUCGACGGCUUCUCCAAGUUCGCGGAAAUCAACCAAACGGGGACUGCCGCGCUGAUUGACUUUUGCCCCUGGCUGCGUAAGCUGCCCGACUUUGUCUUGCCCACACAGAAGAAGGCCAAGGAGCUUCACAGAGAGGAAAAGGCACUGUACUUGGGCCACUGGCUCACGGCAAAGAAGGCGGUGCAAGACAGCACCAUCAAGCCUUGCUUCUGCGUUGGAAUGGCGACUGCGCAGCAAGCGCAGGAUUUCAGCGAUGACCAGGCCGCCUAUAUUGCCGGGACGGUGCUGGAGGCCGGAUCCGACACGACGUCCAGUACCUUGUACGCGUUUGUGCAGGCCAUGGUGCUUUACGCAGACGUGCAAAAGAGGGCCCAAGAGGAGAUUGAUCGUGUCGUUGGAGAUACGAGGAUGCCCACGAUGGAAGACGAGCCUCACAUGCCGUAUAUACGGUGUUGUAUGAAAGAGACGCUGCGUUGGAUGCCCACCACCAUCCUCGGCGCGGUGCCGCAUGCGGUGACACAGGACGACUACUAUAUGGGCUACCUGAUCCCCAAAGGAGCCGGAGUGAUGAACAAUGUGUGGGGAGUCAAUAUGGACCCGCAACGCCAUCCGGACCCGCGGCGCUUCAACCCUGACCGGUACCAGGACGACCACCAUGGCCUGUAUGACUCGGCAGCGAGCCCGGAUGCUUCGAAGCGCGACAACUUCACCUUUGGCGCAGGCCGCCGUAUCUGUCAGGGGAUCCACGUUGCCGAGCGCAGCCUCUUCCUGGGCAUGUCGCGCAUGCUUUGGGCGUUCCGCUUUGAGCCGACGACGGAUGACCGGGGACGUCCGAUCGUGCCAGAUCCAGACGAACUGACCCAGGGAUUUGUCUGCAUGCCGGUGGAGUUUCCGUGCCAGAUCACUCCGCGGUCCCAGGCCCGGGCUGAGAUGGUGAGGAGGGAGUGGGAGGACGCGGAGAGGGAGUGCCUGGACGGCGAGACGAAGCAGUGGAAGACGGUACCGUCGAACGAGGGACCCAGAAGGCGUGAUGGCGAGGGAAGUCAGUAUCGUAUCGAGCAGUCUCGGGCUAGAUCUUGCGUCGUCAAUUCCAGAAAAGUGAAAAUCAUUCAAAGUCAUUGGCAAGCUGAGCACAACUUCGUGGGGGAAACUUUAACCCUCCAACUAUCCCGUGAGUGUGAUAGAGAAAAGACAGCUUAA